Sinocyclocheilus rhinocerous is the source of this 3072-nucleotide messenger RNA. RefSeq names its product FAST kinase domain-containing protein 1-like. Gene Ontology annotation, biological process: mitochondrial RNA processing; regulation of mitochondrial mRNA stability. Gene Ontology annotation, molecular function: RNA binding. Lineage: Eukaryota; Metazoa; Chordata; Actinopteri; Cypriniformes; Cyprinidae. The record is from RefSeq and is a predicted model, not a curated record. The transcript has 14 exons. The coding region runs from base 269 to 2659 and encodes 796 amino acids. Gene Ontology annotation, cellular component: mitochondrial matrix; ribonucleoprotein granule.
AACAGGAAGCAAGUAGUAUAGCAUUGACCAUGUCACCCAAGUGCUGCUCUUUUCUGUACACAUGGUCGAUAAAACAUUGUUCUUACAUGCACUUUAAGCAGCUGCACAUCAAGCACAAGCAGUAGCUCGCAUCUGUGGGACUGUUGAGCACAUCUGUCCUCUAGCACGUGAUCUGCUGCAGCACAGGACACUGUUACAUGUGUGUUAUGUCAUGGCUAUCUGAUGUUGAGGUAUGUGGAGUGUAUCCUGACGCCGGCCGUCCUCUGCCAUGUUCCGGCUCCGAUCGUUUCCAGCAUGUUCCCACAGACUGUUUCACAGCGGGGCCCUCAGCCGUGAUCAGGUGCUAGAGCAGCUCCAGACGUGCUCUGCUGAAGACCAGGUGUUCGAUGUGGUGGGCCGGAACAAAGCCAAGCUGUCCGCGAGCCAUGUGAGCUUUGCUAUUGGACGGCUGUGGAUGUUUCAAAGAGAGCGGCCACACAUGUUCAGGACAAUCGAGCAGGUCCGGAAUCACCCGCAGUUCCUGACGCUUCGAGUUCUGGCUGAAAACAAGAUCAGCCUUAUGGAUGACGCUUCAGUGGUGGAUAUGCUUUAUGCUGUGCUCCGGCUUCAAGUAGAACACCAUGACUCUCUUGUGCAGCAGCUGGUGACAGAGGCUUGGAACAGACUAGAGAGAUUCCAGAUGACGACACUUUCAAAGUUUGCUGUUUGUCUGAGCGAUCAGUUCCUGCAGCACAGCCCACUGAUGGGUCAGAUUACACAAAUAGUGAGUCAAAGACUGGACUCGAUUCAAGAUGCCAGAGUGCUCACACCCUUAAUGAAUAGUAUUUUUGCCCUGGUGUCGCCACAACUGCGGGAUGCACUGUUUGAAAAAGCGGACUCCCUUUUGGACAAAAUGACCCUAUUGCACUUCAACAACCCCAGAAGGGUUGUGCAGUUCAUCCGAAACGUCAAACAGAUUCACCGACCCCUCCUGGAGAAAUGCAACCAGCUUCUCCUGCAGAACGUCCCCCGGUUGGACGUAGAGCACAUCAGCAUCAUUCUGGGACUGUAUCACUCGAUGCAGUACAAUAACUGUGAUUUCCAGCUGGCUGUGAAACAGAGACUCAUGGAGCUGGUGGACACAUGCACUGAUCCUGCCACUUUCACCAAACUCUUUGCUUCUUUAGGACCAGUGGCAAGGCAAGGUGUCAGAGAGGGGAUGGCAGCAGUACUCUUGAGGAAUCUGGAGACGUAUAGGGCAGUGGAAAUCGCUCGAAUCACUCAAUCGCUCAUCGUGCUGCACUGCCAGAAUCCCGAGAUCUUCUCCAGACUGAAAGCCAAACUGCUGCAUUACCUGCUGGGCAGUGUGUAUCCAUACGAGGUGACCAUGCUAACCAGGGUUCUGUCCAUGCUUCCUUCUCCCCGUCCUGACGAGGCCGUCCUUUCCCGGGUGAACGCCAUGAUCCCGCAGUGCAACCUAAACGACCUCAACACUUACGCCACGGUCGUCGUCAAGUGGAUUCGCAACGAUCCCUCGUACCGGCACAACACCUCCAGCAAGUACGUCCGCCUGCUCCAGACCCUGAACCGCUGCAGUCGUGAGCGGCUACACAGCUUCGAGAGUCUGGACGUGGUGCUGGAGGAAGUGAAGUGUUUGUCGGGGGAGUGGUUUGAUGAGAUGCUGCUGGAAGAGUCUAUGGUCGCCAUGCAGAAACUGAUUGACCAAAUAUCCUGGACUAACGUGCAUGAGCUAGGCGUUUAUCUGACCAGGACUAACAACUACUGUGCCGCGCUGAUGGACCGCAUCGCUAGUGUGACUACUGAAAAUAUGGACAAGAUUCAUUACUCGGCAACCUAUUCCACUUUGCUGCCUUUCGCUGUGCUAAAUUAUGACCCACCGAAGGCGGAGGAGUUUUUUGAUGUGUGCAUUCGACAUUUCACUCCGUAUAGAAGUUCUUUUGACCCUCACCUGCUGGUUCUCUUGGCUUACGCACUGGCUUUGGCUGAUUAUUUCCCUGAGGAGGUGGUCCGAGAGAUCUUCAAUGUGGACUUUCUUGCAAAGUUGGAUGCCCAUCUGGAGACCUUUCCAGAUGCUCUAAACAUGCGCAUCCGUCUCCGUCUCAUGGAGCUGAAUCGGGCCGUGUGUCUGGAGUGUCCUGAGUUCCAGGUGCCCUGGUUUCAUGAGCGCUACUGUAAACAGCUGCAGAAGAGAGCCAACAGCUCCAUUAGUCCAGCUCAGCAGCAGAUCCAUAAGAUGCUUGGAGACGUCCUGGGUGGGAUGAACUGUGCCAAAGUAGGAGUGCUGACGCCAUACUUCUAUACUGUCGAUUUUGAACUUGUCCUGGAUCGCCAUCUUCAUCCGGUACCAUACAGCGAGCCCAGUCAGCUGCAGAUCAGUGAGAACGGAAACGUUCACUGGCAGUCCGGAUCGGAAGACAGAGAGAGGACGGCGCUGCUGCCCGGAGCUCGCCGCAUUGCCUUGGAUUUCCUGGACUCCAAAUCGUUCUGCAAAAAUUCCUGGCACAUGAAAGGAGAGGCCAUGAUGAAGAAAAGACAUCUGGAAAUUUUAGGAUAUCAUGUAUUACAGAUUCCUCACUUUGAAUGGAACUCAAUGGAGCUUUCCACAGAAGAUGCAUGGAAAGAAUAUCUGAGGAGGAAAAUAUUCUCAGAGUUACCCUGAGACAUUAUCUUGAAACAAUAGACAUCAGAUUGUCUAAGCUGCAAGAUUAGCACUGCAAGCUUAUUUUAAUUGCUCAUUUUGUAAUAAGUGAUAUUACUUACGUGACUUUUUUCGUUCACAAGGAAGAAAUGCAUAGCUGUUUGCCUUUAAAUAUGUAUUUAUUAUGCAUUUUAUAUAAAAGAAAAGAGGCGUUUAUGGAUAACAAAAAAAAGUAAAUUUAAUUUUGGCAUCCAUUGUAGAAAUGUUUUCCUCAACUACACCACAUUUCACAACAGAACCUAACAUGAAAUAUAAAUCUGUGGUCAUUUUUAGUCAACAUGAGACAUCAUUCGCUAUACAUUUUACUUCGUUAAAGAAGAGGGAUGAAUCAUUUGUAAAGAAAUUUGUUUUAGAGGUGGAGAAAGUUGCAAUUC